CUCUUUGGGAAAAAAAAUGAAACUUCGGUAUAUUUAUUGUAGAUAUUAGACGCCUCCCGGCCCAGACCUGUUUUCGUACAUUCCAAGAUGGCAGCCUCCUUGUUGCGGCAAAGUGCGAGGCUGAUCGGAGCGAGAGGCGGCGGUGGCGCGGCAGUAACAAAAAGGUGCCUGCUCUCUGCAGCUUAUUUAGAUAGUCAGAAAUGGGACCAGAGACAGAAAGACCCUCAAAAUCUGGCGGAACUAGCUGUGCUAAUGGAUGUAACCUACGAGAAGAAGCUUCCUGUCAGCUCAUUGACAAUAGCAAGGUUUAUUGACAACAUUUCUUCAAGAGAAGAGGUUGAGCAAGCUGAAUACUAUCUUUACAAGUUUCGACAUAGUCCAAACUGCUGGUAUCUAAGAGAUUGGACUAUCCAUAGCUGGAUUCGACAGUGUUUGAAGUAUGAUGCGAGAGACAAGGCCUUGCACACCGUGAGAAACCAGAUACAAUAUGGAAUUUUUCCAGACAACUUCACAUUUAAUCUACUAAUUGACUCCUUUAUUAAAGAGGAAGAUCUAAAGUGUGCGAUAGCUGUUGUCAAUGAAGUUAUGCUACAAGAAGCAUUUGAUGAGCCAUGUACACAGCUUCUUUCCCUCUACAUUCUACUUAAAUAUCUACAUAGUAAGCCAAAAUUAAAGUGGGAAGAUGAGAGGAAUCUGGGUGCAGCAUUGCUCUUGGUUGGACUGAAGCAGAACAAUACUGUUGGAUUUAGCUCUCAGCUUCUGGGACAUGCAUUUCUUGGAAAAAUUGAACUAGCCAAGGGGAUCCGUGCUGUUUACACCAACAUGCCCCUCAUGUGGAUCCCAGGAUACUUUAAUCGCGCACUAAAUGUGAUGGAGAAUACAGUGACAGCACCAAAUGAAAUAAAGCUUUGCAAAGAAACGAAUGUGAUGAAUUAA
Chiloscyllium plagiosum (whitespotted bambooshark) is the source of this 936-nucleotide messenger RNA. The record is from RefSeq and is a predicted model, not a curated record. Lineage: Eukaryota; Metazoa; Chordata; Chondrichthyes; Orectolobiformes; Hemiscylliidae.